This is a messenger RNA of Copidosoma floridanum, 2902 nucleotides long. RefSeq names its product MAP kinase-activated protein kinase 2. The record is from RefSeq and is a predicted model, not a curated record. Gene Ontology annotation, molecular function: ATP binding; protein kinase activity. Gene Ontology annotation, biological process: protein phosphorylation. Lineage: Eukaryota; Metazoa; Arthropoda; Insecta; Hymenoptera; Encyrtidae.
GUGCCGAUCGGAGUCGCUUGGUGGUAUAGUGUAGCAAACGAACGAACAGUGGGAGCUCAGCUGCAGACAGUGCCAAAGCCAUACGAUUUCGGAGUUUACACAGUGCCUUUCAUUAGUAUACAACGUAUUUUUUUUAGUAUGACUUCACACUCUGGUGUUUAAGUGGGUGCACACAUAAAUAAUUGAUCAGGCGUCGUUUUAGUUCCAUACAAAAAGGAGUUUUUUUUAUUCAUCAAACAUUUGCGCGUUUGAUUUCGCUCGUGCAUUUCGAUUGCCUAUUCCUAGACGCACGUGCAAUUAAAUCAUCGUACGCGGAGAAAUAACAAACAAACGAAAAAAAUGCUGACUCGGCUUGCAGAGCGUUGCAAACGUAGAGCGGAAGCGAAAAAGCGCAAGGCCGCCCUCGUGCUGCCCACGAUGGAGAUGAUGCAGCAGCCGACCGUAGCCUCGGAUGAACCGUGGAACGAGACAAGGAAACCUAAAAAAUCUCCCAUAGCCGACGACUACGAAAUAAGCGGACGUGUCUUGGGCCUUGGCAUUAACGGCAAGGUUGUCCAGUGCUUCGACAGAAAGACCGGGGAAAAGUACGCGCUCAAGGUUUUAAACGACAAUCCAAAGUCGAGGAACGAGGUCGAACUGCACUGGCGCGCGUCGAACUGCAAGCACAUCGUCUACGUGAAAGACGUCUACGAGAACACCUACGGCGGAAACAAGUGUCUCCUCGUCGUCAUGGAAUGCAUGGAUGGUGGGGAGCUGUUUCAAAGAAUACAAGAAAGACAGGACGGCGCGUUCACGGAGAGAGAAGCGGCUCAAAUCAUGUAUGAAAUUUGCAUCGCCGUGAAACACCUGCACGACAACAACAUAGCCCACAGAGACCUGAAGCCGGAGAACUUGCUAUACUCGAAGCCAGGAACAAUGGGUAUUCUCAAGCUCACCGAUUUUGGCUUCGCCAAAGAGACCCACCUCAAAGACACGCUACAGACGCCCUGCUACACCCCAUAUUACGUUGCUCCCGAAGUCCUUGGCUCGGAAAAGUACGACAAGAGCUGCGACAUCUGGUCUCUCGGCGUAAUCAUGUACAUACUGUGCAGUGGUUUCCCGCCCUUCUACAGCAAUCGAGGCCUCGCCAUCUCACCGGGGAUGAAAAAGCGAAUCCGGCUGGGCCAGUACGACUUCCCCGAACCAGAGUGGUCGAACGUGAGCUCGGAUGCGCGUGACCUCAUCAAGAGCAUGCUGUGCACCGACCCUGAACACCGACUGAGCAUCGAUGGCGUAAUGAAGAACAAAUGGAUCGCCGAACACACAGAAGUGCCACCGACGCCCCUGCAGACGGGCCGAGUGCUGCGGGAGGGCGAGGAGCUAUGGCCCGAGGUACAAGAGGAGAUGACCCGUUCGUUGGCGACGAUGCGCGUCGACUACGACACCGCGAGUCUUAAGCAACUCGAUCAGACCAACAACCCCCUGCUGAACAAACGCCGGCGUGCCAAGCAGCUGCAGAACAGCGACUCGACCGCCCCAACCCUGGCGGCCAUCAGCGGAGCCGCGGCCGCGAGAACGACAGCGGCCUCUUAGGAAAUCGACAGACUCGCGAGUAUGAUCGACAAAAUGUGCCCGUGUUAGUAUAUAUAACCGUGCACUCGUACGUGUGUUUAUUUUGUGACACUGAGAAGAAACCGCGAGCCACGAUUUGACUGACGUGUAUGGAACGCCGUUCUGACGAGACAAUAAAUUAUUGGUAACUGUUUCGAGAACUUGAGAUGGGUUGUUUUGUAAAUAAGAUGAGACCCGCGAUCGCUUCGUUUUCACGAAGACCAGUAUGACAAGACCAUCCAAAUUUGUACAUGAGUAAGAGAUGUUUCCGAAGGAUGCAUUUAUAUCACUGUUUUAAACUAAGCCAGUUGUACUGACGUUAAGUUUGAAAUUUCAAGUGAAGCUUAUUUUUUUAUCGAAGUCAUUUAUACGUGUAUACCUUCUGGUAUUGUUGAAUGAUGAGGGAACACCUAUGCGAGUAAGAUUGUUUCCGCAUGUUAAAACUACCGUUAAGCCGUAGUAUGGGAAAAAGUCAUUUUAACUAUAGAAAUUCGACCGUGUAGCCGAGACUCGGGGUCAAGUAAAAUUACCAAUGUCCAAACCGGUAGUUCGAUCAUAACUUAUAUGCGCACGAAACUCGGUACGAAACGUCCGGUAAAAUUGUUUCGGGAAUACACACAUGCGUAAUGCCAGUUUCUCUUGCAAAGAGAAGUAAAUAAAAUUUAAAAAACUACACUACACGCAUAAUUUAUGUAUAGAAAGGCAAAAACUUGUUAUACCCAUACAGAGGAAAAAAAAAACACUAUGCGCUACUUCGUUAAAAAAAAAAAAAAGAGCCUUUUCCCGUGCAGAAUUCAUGGGCCAGCAUGCGCGCAGUUAGUAACGCACCGAGGAGCGCAUAAGUCAAUCGAAGCGUGUGCGCGUGUGGCGACUUGGUUAAACGGAAUUGCGCUCAAGUAAAACGGAGACGAGUGCUAAACAGAGUGUACAUGCAAUACACUGCAUCUCGUCAAGCCUCGGACGUUUUAUGACAAGUUAAGAGUGACAGGGGGUACAAUGCAACUAUUUCCGUGUCAAUUGAAUUUUGCCUUAGAUUCGUGGCAGGAUGAGAAACUCGGGUCUUUGAAAGCCCAUGGUAGGAAAGGUGUCGUUUCUCCGUGUACGCGGGUAUGUAUAAAAAAGCGCGAACAUCCACCUUUAGCCUCAGUUCGAUGUUUGGUUGUUCGUUGGCAUGUACCAACCUGCCGUUGGAUACAAGAAGCGCCUAUAGAUGCAUUUCGCGCGAGUACCUACUCUGGUUAGACACACUUUACUGACUAUUAUUGUAUUGAUAUUAUAUUGUAAACGUGUAAUUAAAAUCGCAUUACGUGAA